AGAGAGCCAUUUAUGCCUACUGAGUAGAGUAGACAGUGGUGGUUUGACACUCCUUUAUCAAAUCAAGCAAGCGAGUAGGAAGUCCGUUGGCCCUUUAUUUUUGUGAUCUCCACUUACAAUUUAACCACUAAAAACUGGGCAGAGAAAUCAAGAUAUAUUGAAGAUAUUAACAUAUUUUGUUACUUACCUUUUCCUUUUCUUGUAAUUUCCUUAUCUCACAGAUUAGGUUAGAUUUCUUUGUAACUAUAUAUGCCUUUUAAGGCUAGUGAAUAAACAACUUCUUCCGAGUAGAGACAUUGGAGGGUUCAAGUGCAGAAUAAACAAUUGCAUGAUGAAGGAUGCAAGUUUUGGAUACAUAUUAAGAGACAUCUACAACAAGUUUUCAUACUACAAAGGCAGAAGUGUUACAAAUCAAGGAUGUUCAAGUACAAAGUAAGUUUUCAUGAAUUCUUUGAAGAUUGGAUUAGCUCUCUCAUGUCUCUGCUGCCAUCAUUGGAGUAGUUUCCAAAUGAUAAACCAGCGGUUCAUGAAAUAUCAAGAACUCGACAAGCAACAACCUCUCUCACGUGUACUCUCUAAUCUUUUCAUAAAAUGAUCAAAACCACAAGUCAGUUAAAAACAAACGUGUGCUUACGUGUUUAUAUUAAAUUAAAGUUUUGGUCGCAAAAUAAGCUUAAGAAAGUGACCAAAGUCGAAUAAAUAAGCUUAACAAAGUACAUUGAUCACAGUGGAAUAAAAACGACGCAUUACAAAUAACAACUAUAAAAGAAGAGUGCGUUUAGUUCAGUUCAGUUCAUUCAUCAGACAGUAGUAGAAAGAACCUUCUCAACCUGAAACAAUGUGUCGAUUUUAAGCAGUUCAUCAAACCAAUCAACUUUCCCCCAAAUUUCACUAGUGUCACGCCGCCUUUCAAGCGCAAUCUCGGCACACCAAAUCUCCUUGUAAUGGCUAGGGUAACUAACACCAUGAUCACCCAAUCUAAUAAACCCUCUAUCACGAGUGAUCUUAGGCAGUCCUACCAAACCCCGCAAACCUCUCCACCUUCUUCUUUUCUGAGUAUCGUACCAUUUGAACACUCCGUUAGAAGCAGAGUACCAAACGUUCUCUAUCACGCAAUAAGCAUCUGAAAACAUACACCCACCCAUCCGAUCCCCGACCAUGUCCCAUCUACCUUCCUUGGGAUCGUAAGCAAGAACCUCUUUGUUAGUCACCACAUGGAACUUUCCGUCAAUAGAAACAGUAUCCAGACUCUAGGUAAGGCGUUCUGGGACGUGGGCGUGGCAAUACUGUAGAUGUUAGAACCAACCGCCUCCAGACUCCUAAAACUCUUAUUUAAGAGUCGGUUCUUAUUUUUUGUAGUUCAAAGUUAAGAGACGGGUUCUUAUUCCGAUAAGAACCCCACUCUAAGAACCCCCAAUAAUCAUGGUCUUAGGUUAUCCCAUGAUCCAUGGAGGACGUCCGCAUAAUGAACGCUGACGUUGACUCUGCAACAUAGCUAGCAUCAUACUCUCCAACUCUAACAAACAAAAAUAAACUAAAUACAAUAACAGUCUCUUUUAUCUUUGCAGGUCUUGGCUUAGUUCAUAUGAUCCUUGAGUAAAGUAACUAGUUUACUUUUUUCAUGUUUAUUCUUAAAGAUACAAACUUGCUUAAAGUGUUGCAGGCAUUGACUAGUUCUUAUGUUUUCUUUGAGGGAAAUCACUAGUUUACUUUUCAUGUUGCUUCUUAAAGAUAUACACUUGCUUAAUUAAUUGGUUGCAGGCAUUGACUUUGCAACAUGUAGCCAUCUAACUCUCUAUUUUUAGUCUCUCCAGGUCUUUGACUAGUUCAUGUGUUUUUUUUUUUUGUGGCUUAGUUGUCUUUCAUCAAGCUCUCCGGGACAUGAAUGAUUACAGAAACUAACUCUUCAUUCCAUCAAUGAUCAUGUCUAGUAAAAUCCCAUCACAUGUCGUUGUCUUGAUCCUUGUUCUGUUCUCUUGUACUGAACAUACCCACGGCAAGCUGAUAAUGCAGGGAUCAGCCGGAUUCGUCAAAGGUUUCAGAACGUUGACGAGCACCAAGAAGCACACAUAUGGGCAAGCCUUCCAUGACGAGAUACUCCAGUUCAAGAACUCCAACGGUACCAUGACAUCUUUCUCCGUCACCUUCUUCUUCGCUAUCGUCCCUCAGCAUAAGCGCAAAGGCUCUCACGGUAUGGCCUUUGUGAUCUCUCCAACAAGAGGAAUGAAAAAUGCAUCUGCUGAUCAGUACCUUGGAAUCUUCAACAAAGCAAACAACGGGAACAGGUCUAAUCAUAUCUUUGCUGUUGAGCUUGACAUAAACAAAGAUGAUGAGUUUGGUGACAUUGAUGAUAACCAUGUCGGCAUCAACAUAAACGGCAUGAGGUCUAUUGUAUCUGCUCCUGCUGGUUACUAUGAUCAAGAGGGGCAUUUCAGAAGCCUCUCUUUGAUCAGUGGAAGCCUACUCAGAGUCACUAUCUUGUAUAGCCACAAGGAUACACAGAUCAAUGUCACUUUAUCAUCACCAGAGGAAGGUUAUUACCCAAAGAAGCCACUUCUUUCUCUGAAACAAGAUCUCUCACCGUACUUUUCGGAGAAAAUGUAUGCUGGCUUCUCAGCCUCUACCGGCUCCGUUGGAGCAAUCCAUUACAUGUGGGUUUGGUUCAUCAACGGCUACAUUACUGUUCCAAAUCUUGACUUAGGGAUACCAAAGUUUCCAUCAUAUCCCAUAACAAAAACUAAGGUAGCUCUGAUAGUUUUGGGGACAAGCUUGGCCUUGGCUCUUUUUGCUGCACUUGUUGCUUCAGCUUUGAGUCUCUUCUACUAUAAGAGACAUAUGAAGGUUAUGGAGGUUUUAGAGGAAUGGGAGAUCGAAUGUGGACCUCAUAGGUUUGCUUACAAAGAGCUUUUCAAAGCCACAAACGGUUUCAAACAGCUUCUAGGCAAAGGAGGGUUUGGUCAGGUCUUUAAAGGCACACUUCCAGGUUCCAACGCAAAGAUUGCUGUGAAACGUGUUUCUCACGGCUCGAGCCAAGGGAUGCGUGAGUUCUUAGCUGAGAUAGCUACCAUUGGUCGUCUUAGACACCCGAAUCUAGUCAGGCUUCUUGGUUACUGCAGGUACAAUGAAGAGCUCUACUUGGUUUAUGACUAUAUGCCCAAUGGUAGCCUUGACAGGUAUCUCUAUGGAGGAUCAUCAGAUCAAGAAGAGCUUUCUUGGAGUCAACGUUUCAAGAUCAUCAAAGAUGUUGCCUCUGCACUAGCCUAUCUCCACCACGAGUGGUUACAAGUUGUGAUUCAUAGAGACAUCAAGCCAGCAAAUGUACUAAUAGACGACAAGAUGAAUGCAAGUCUUGGAGAUUUUGGACUAGCUAAGCUGUAUGAUCAAGGACACGAAGCUCAGACGUCAAGCGUGGCUGGAACGUUUGGUUACAUGGCACCAGAGCUCAUGAGAACGGGGAGACCGACGACGGGAACAGAUGUUUACGCCUUUGGUGUGUUCAUGCUUGAAGUUUCUUGCGGUAGGAAGCUCUUUGAGCCGCGAGCUGAGCCUGAAGAGAUUGUUCUUGCGGAUUGGGCGAUUAACCGUUGGGAGAACGGUGAUAUCAUAGAGGCGGCUAGUGAAAGAAUCAGACGAGAGUAUGAUAAGGGACAGCUUGAGGUUGUUUUGAAGCUGGGAGUGUUGUGUUCUCACCAGGCUGAAGAGGUUAGGCCGGAUAUGGCUACGGUUGUUAAGAUCUUGGAGGGAGUUUCUGAGCUUCCGGAUAAUUUGCUUGAUGUUGUUAGGACUGAGAAGUUGGGGAGAUGGUAUGAGAUGUAUGGAAAGGUGCUUGAUGUGGAGGUGACAAUGGAGUCUGGAGGUAACUUGACGGUCACGGAACCGUUGACUUCUGUAGGACGGUAAAAAGUGGUUGGUGAGGGUUUAAUAACAUGUGAGACGGUGUUUGCUUCUACAAUUGUUUUUGUUGUUGUUUGAAUGCAUCAUUUGGUUUAUGUGUUUGUGUGUUUAGUCUUAUGUUGAAAGAAAAACUUGUCUGCAUUUAAUAUGGGUUUGGGAUAUGUGAAUUUUUUUUUGAAAAAUAAUGGACAAUACUUUGGUUUUUCGGUUAUAGAGAACCGAACCGAACCGAUGACCAAACCGAUUCAUUUUAAAAGCAUUGCCGAUCGGUUCCUCUCCAAUAACCGGACAAUAACCGAUUCCCCUAAGUGUCGGUUCGGUUCGGAUCGGACCACUCGGUUCGGGGCAAAAUCCCAGCGCUAAUACUUAGCUUAUUAAGGCUUAGAAAGGUUUAGGUUUCUUAAAGCAUAAAAAGAUAGUAUCAAACGUAUACAAUAGGUGGUAAUGGUAUUGUAAAUUUGGAUUUGAAAAAAAAAUCGCCAACAAUGAUUCUAAGUUCUAACAAAUCUAUAUUAUAACCAGGACCCGAUCAUUUUAUUUAUAUAUAUACAAUAUUUUUUUUGUUGUUAUUAUAUAAUUUCUUUCUAAUGGACCCGAUCAAUUUUUAUUAAAAAUUGUGGAA
Messenger RNA from Brassica napus (rape), 4516 nucleotides. RefSeq names its product probable L-type lectin-domain containing receptor kinase V.3. Gene Ontology annotation, biological process: protein phosphorylation. Gene Ontology annotation, cellular component: plasma membrane. Bases 1918 to 3900 code for a protein of 660 amino acids. The record is from RefSeq and is a predicted model, not a curated record. The transcript has a single exon. NCBI's taxonomy places the organism in Eukaryota, Viridiplantae, Streptophyta, Magnoliopsida, Brassicales, Brassicaceae. Gene Ontology annotation, molecular function: ATP binding; protein kinase activity; carbohydrate binding.